CUUGGCUUUAUUCAAAAGUCAGAAAUUCUACAGCUCCCUCCAAUUCCAAUCUAUAAUCAUUCUUUUCUUUCAUUCCCCAUCCAUUCCCACUGGGAUUUCUAUUAUUCUACUCCGUAUAUGUUUAUUAUUAUCCCAUUUGCGUACUCAACAACUCUUCCCCAAACUCAUCAUAGUUUCCGGAAAACCUGAAAUUGGGUUUCAAACUUUUCGCACAACCAGCAAUUCUUCACAAGAAAAGAUAAAUGUAUCCGAAGGUAAAGGUGAGGGAUCAAGAAGAAGGAGAUGAUGAUAGGUGGUAUGCCUAUGGGUUGGGCUCUUUGGAAUCCUUAAAAGCUUUUGAAGCAAUUUCCCUCUCUGUCUUAUCUUCUUCAGAUGAUUCUCCUACCUCAGUUGUAAGGAUACCUACGUCGUACAUGUCGAGUUCACCCAAACCUCCAACCCCUUUGCCUACAGAAGCAACAAGUACCAAGAGCGAAAAAACUUCAAGUGGCAGAGAAACAACUAUGCGAGCUAGUUUAGUCCCAAGACCACGAGCAGUCUUAUCUAGUCCAGAUAAUGAUCAAAUUAUAGGAAGUAGUAACAAGGGAAGAGCUAGAUUGCGUCCCAGUUUGAGAAACCAGAACGUGUGUCAAAGUAGAGGGGUUCAAUGCAAAACAAUUCCUAGAACAAACAAAGUUGGAACCCCUUUAAAGGCUAAAGAUGUCAAAAGUCCAGAUGACGGUGAGACUGGUUUGAGAAACCAGAACGUGUGUCAAAGUAGAGGGGUUCAAUGCAAAACAAUUCCUAGAACGAACAAAGCCGGAAGCCCUUUAAAGGCUAAAGAUGUCAAAAGUCCAGAUGAUGGUGAGACUGGGAUUCAGAUCAAAGGGAGGACGGUUAGACGUGAUCAGUCCAAAUUGGGAGAAGGAACAACAUCUGCUAGAAUUAAGGGACUUGGGUGAUCCUGGAAUUGCAAGAGUGAUUGUUUUAUUACUUGGUUUAAAGAUAGUCUUUACCUGCUGAAGUUAUUUAUGCAAUAUAAUUGAAGCAACUUGUUGUUCCCAUUAUAUGAGCAAGCAUGAAAUUGCAUAGCAACUGAAGUGUAAAAGAUUUCGUUAUAUCUUAGGGAUUCUUAGCAAUUACAAGGCAGUGUUUGUUAUAGCUGUUUCCGAAUCAAUACUGCUUGUUACUUUUACAAAAAGACAGUAGUUUUUUUAAGUUAUGGAUUCAGCUUAAUUUUAA
Messenger RNA from Cuscuta epithymum, 1221 nucleotides. NCBI's taxonomy places the organism in Eukaryota, Viridiplantae, Streptophyta, Magnoliopsida, Solanales, Convolvulaceae. The record is from the annotation of a GenBank genome assembly.